Molecule: messenger RNA, 1578 nt
Organism: Penicillium verrucosum
Lineage: Eukaryota; Fungi; Ascomycota; Eurotiomycetes; Eurotiales; Aspergillaceae
Product: putative 60S ribosome biogenesis protein Rrp14
Exons: 3
Coding region: 1-1578 (525 amino acids)
Biological process (GO): ribosomal large subunit biogenesis; ribosomal small subunit biogenesis
Cellular component (GO): nucleolus
Molecular function (GO): DNA binding; RNA binding
Source: RefSeq, a predicted model, not a curated record
AUGGAUGAUAUUGAGGAACGGCUGCGCAGCCAUGCGCAGGCAUUUGACGGUCUGCUGUCUUUGAUCCCCGCCAAAUACUAUUAUGGCGAAGAAGAUACAAGUGAUCAAUGGCAACGCAAAAAGCAAACCAAAGAACAAGCACGCGAGGCGAAGCGGGCGAAGUUGAACCCCGAAGCCGCUAAGACCGCCAAAGACGUGAUGGAUGAAAACGCACGCAAGCGAAAGCGGGAGGACGGCACCCUCCAGUCCGACUCGUCCGACGGAGAGAUAGGCACAGAGACCCCCAAGGAAGGACUGAACCGCGGAGCCGCCAACAUCAAGAAGCAAAAGCAGGUUGAAAAGACUGAUAAGCCAGACGCCGAAAAGGCAGCAGAGGCUGAGGCACGGAAAAAGCAAAAGGAAGAGAAGAAGGCCCAGAAGAAGGCCGCCCAAAUGGAGAAAAAGAAGGCGAAGGAUGCUGCCCGGAAGGAGAAAUCUCAGCAGGGCAAGAAGCCAUCGACCACCCCAACCGAGGAUUCGGAAAAAUCUGCAACCAAGCCUAACGGCAAUGCAGCCAAGGACACCGAAGCAUCCGAGGAUGAAGAGGAUAACGACCAAGAGGAUGACGGUGUUGUCGAGGAAGGGUUCUCCAUUGAGUUCAACGUUGAACAGGAAGACCCUUCUUCUGCUCCUUCUACUACCGACUCUCCUGAUGCCUCAAAUCCCCAAUCUGGCACCUCCUCCAUUUCCUCUAUCGUCCCUCCCUCCACCUCCACCGAAGCCAAACCAGCAGAGCCCAAACCUCUCAAGCACACACCCGAAGAGCUGAAGCAGCGUCUGCAGAAACGUCUGGAUGAGCUCCGGGCAAAGCGCCACGCAGAUGGACUCAACGGCAAGCCUGCACGCAACCGCCAAGAGUUGAUCGAAGCCCGCCGACAAAAAGCCGAGCAAAGAAAGGCACACAAGAAGGAAUUGCGUGAAAAGGCCAAGGUUGAGGAAGAGAAGAAGAAUGACGAGGCCAUGGCACGCCGCUUCUCGCCUGGUGGCUCUGGAUCCCUCCUGGCGUCCCCUCGCUCCCCUGCCGAAUCCGUCGGCUCCGCCAGCAACAGCUUCUCCUUCGGCCGUGUGAUGUUCACAGACGGUCAGCAGACAGACCUCACCGGAACCAACGUGCGCGAAAAGCCGAAGACCCAUGGCGCCCGUGACCCAGCUUCCCAGCUCAAGGCUGUCGAGGCCAAGAAAGCCCGCCUCGAAGAGAUGGACCCCGCCAAGCGUGCUGAUGUCGAGGACAAGGACCUCUGGUUGAACGCCAAAAAGCGUGCCCACGGCGAGCGUGUCCGCGACGAUACCUCUCUGUUGAAGAAGGCCCUCAAGCGCAAGGAGACGGCGAAGAAGAAGUCCGCGCGUGAGUGGAGGGACCGCAUCGACACCGUCGCCAGCUCCAAGGAACAGCGCCAGACUAAGCGCGAUGAGAACCUUCGCAAGCGUCGGGAUGAGAAGGGUAGCAAGGGUGGCAAGAAGAAGUCCAGCAGCAGUGGAAAGAAGAAGGCUGCUCGUCCUGGAUUCGAGGGCAGCUUCAAGGGUGGUGGCAAGAAAUAA